This is a messenger RNA of Triticum urartu, 1326 nucleotides long. RefSeq lists its product as uncharacterized. Lineage: Eukaryota; Viridiplantae; Streptophyta; Magnoliopsida; Poales; Poaceae. The record is from RefSeq and is a predicted model, not a curated record.
GAGGGUUGAAACCUCGUCGCUGUAACAAACUUGGGGAACUCUUGCCAAGGCCUGGAAGAAACGGGCCGGCGUGUAGGUAGGGCCUACCCGGACGUACGGACCCUGUUGCCCUUACUUGCAAGAAUGCUCAACUCUGCUCCAUGCCCUCGUGGAGCUCGUUUACUUAUUGGCACGGCCGGCGAUCGAGCAGGGGGAACUCGCAGCUCCCAGCUCUGAGCAAGAUCCUUCGAGGAGAGGAUGACUUCGCCGAGCCUCACGACGUGCCGGCAUGCUACAGCUCGUCCGGGUGCAGGCAGGGUCACCGGCUGCGGCGGCGUCAGGGCGGCACCGCUCCGAUCAAGAUCAGGAAAUGGUUUUGCUCCGAGCGUCUCCUCACGGUCGCCGUCGCCGUCGAGAGCGAUCACCAGUUGCGCUCUGAAGCCGCCGCCAUCGUACGGCGGCAAGGCGACGGAGAAGAAGAAGGUCAACCCCGGGGACCUCUUCACCUUCUCCUACAGGUUCAACACCGACAUCCCCAUGGGUGAGACUCCAGGGGCAUCCAUCGACGAGUACCUGAUGAACAGGCCGAGGAUCGUCGGGGCCGUGUUCCCCGACGAGCGCAAGCGCACCAAACUCAACGACGAGGAGUGGAGCGUGCAGCUGGUGCCGAUCCAGUUCAUGUUCCUGUCGGCGUGCCCGGUGAUCGCCGUCCGCUUCGUGAGCAGGUCCGGCGGGGAGGGGUACCCGCCCCACGUCCCCGUGCACGCCACCAGCCUCCUCCUCAUGGAAGUGACGGACUACAAGCUGAAGGGGCUGCAGAGGGACGCGAUGCCGCCGCACCUGGCGCUGACGGUGCGGGGCUCGCUGUACCCGCAGCCGGAGGGGCGGAGGAGCCUGCGGGGCCACGUGGAGAUGAGCGUGGGGUUCAACCUGCCGCCGGUGCUGGCGCUCGUGCCGGAGCCCAUCAUCCGGGGCGUCGGCGACACCGUGCUCCGGCAGCUGGCGGAGCAGAUGAAGCACGACUUCGACACCGGCCUCGCCGCCGACUUCAAGAAGUACCGCACCGAGAAGCUCACCGAGAGGAGGAGGACCCCCCAACACUGAACGACAGACAUUUUCCUUCUCUCUUUUUUUUCUGGUGGCGUUGGCUGCUGCCCGGCAACAUUCAUGGAAGAUUCUUUCGAACUUGUCGCACGAAAAAAAAAAUAAGUUGCUAAUGUAUCGUGUUAUUCGUCAGUGCGUCGACACGACUGACAAGAUAAUAACUUAGGAUCCAAUAGUUGUAAAUACUGUAAAUUAUGGAUACAAGAAUAUUCAGUUAUGCAGAGACUGCUAAUCUCAGGAUAA